Molecule: messenger RNA, 1344 nt
Organism: Bactrocera dorsalis (oriental fruit fly)
Lineage: Eukaryota; Metazoa; Arthropoda; Insecta; Diptera; Tephritidae
Exons: 8
Coding region: 118-1173 (351 amino acids)
Source: RefSeq, a predicted model, not a curated record
UCCAAAACGUGUUUGACAUAUACAUAAUUAUGUAAAUAAGUAAAACAACAAUAGUUUAAUGAAAUUUUUGUGGAAUAAAAGGCGAAAGUUCAAGCAAAAUUCUAAAUUCCUAGUAGAAUGGUGGAAAAUUACUUCAAUACAGGAAGCUCAAAUCGGAGUUUCCGAAGCAACGGCAGUCAGCGAGGCUUUGAUUGCAGACCUCAGUUCCGACAGCAAAAGUCAGCUUCACUACGAAACAGCUGUGAACCCUCCACAUCGGCGGCGGCGGCCGCCGUACGUGCGAGCUACGACAACUGCGGCUGCCCGACCCGCAAGCUAUCAACCUCAGCCUCCUCAUCGCCGACACGUUUCAACGCGAGCACAAUGCCGAAAAUAUGCUCGAACGACUUGGACACCGGCGUUGGCAUGCUAUCAUCAAUGCCACAGUCCACGUACGGGAUGUCUCGCAACAGCUGUGGCCAUUCGGCUGCAUCCCUGAUACAAGAUUCUUGCAACAAUCUAAGCAAAGCUUCAACUGCAUCUUGUUGUUGCUGUUGCCCACAUUGCGGCAAACCGCAGGACCCAACACAAACAACAACUACCACAACAGCAACAUGUCCGCCACCCAAGCCCCCACUGCCAUGCAGACCGAAGCCGCAACCGACGAAGGAGGAGACACCAUCACCCGAGGUGGAGUUCAAGUGUCGCAUGCGGAAAUUGCAGUUGGAAAAUUUGGUUAAAGAUCAGUACUGCCCAGGUGCCAUACAGAGUACAAUUGACUGUGAGCAGGACUUCAAUGAAGCGUCCUUUCGUCUGGUAUUUGGUUGUGAUCCAUUGCCCUGCACGCUACCCACCGUGGAGCCCAUCUCACUUUUGGAAGCGUUUGCAAUGCGUGUCGAAUUGGAGCGUUGUUUGCUCGCCGAGGAGACAAACUAUGCUGAGCAGAGAAGAUCAUCGCGACGUGGUUCAAACGAGUUGGACGAAGUCGACGAAUACUUCAAUAAGAAGUACAAGACGGCUCUUAACGAAGCGCUGGCGAGCUUCUUGAAGGCGGAGAGGUGUUACUAUCUGGAGAAUCCAGAUAUGAAUGCGCUCAGCAUGGAUGCACAAAUCAAUAAGACCUGUACAUGCCUGCCAAACAGCUCUUUCAAAAUUACCGCCUACACGGGGAAUACGAGACCCAAUAUGCAAUAGAAUGCUAUCGUUUUAUUUUUUGUUUUAAUUUAGAAAUAUGUAUUUAAUAUUGAAAAUUCUUAUUUGUUGUAAAAUUUUAUGUUUGAAAGAAUAAAAGACGUGAGCAACACGAAGAUAACAAAAGACUAAAUGAAGUGAUCUAUUCACCAUGUGCCGGACAUCAUGCAAAGA